GUCCUACUACUCUCACAUCUAAAUCUGAUGAUAACUGUCACCAUGAUGAAGGCGAUUUCAGCCAGCAUGGCGUCAAAUUUUGACAGAAGUGAAAAAGUCAUGGUUGUGAAAUAUUAUAGUCAGCUCCAGAAUAUGAUCAUGGAAAUCAUAUUGAAGCUGGCGGAUGAUGUUUUGAUAUGAGUGCGCGUCAGGAGAACAUCAGAAAGGUAGGUCUCCUCUAACACUCCUCUUCCUGGUACUCACUGGAUGUAACAAGUCACUUCACUUAAUGAAUUCACUUCACGUCCAUGAAGUCAAAACCUCACCUACUCUACCACGAGAACAGUCUUCACAUCUGUUGUCGUUUGCAUGUGAUCAGUUACCCCCAUGUAAUAGCGAGUGAAAAUAGUAGACAGGCAAUCUUCAGAAGAAAGCUCACGGAAGGAGUGGAUCAAUCUGAUCCUCAAGGAGAAGCUUUUGUGGCAUCCCAAUCUGGACAGGUGCAAAAAUUAAGGUUAUGUGAUUCGAGCUCUGUAUUUGGAAAGGGGUAAUUGACUUUGUUCCAUUUGACCCCAACUCUGGUCUUUGAACUGGAAAUUCGCUGAGGUACAUUCGCUCAAACCGCAGCCCCGUCACAUGUCUCCAGGUCUGCACAUACAUUCCGUGUGGGGCAUAACAACAAGCAUUGACCUAGACGGUUUCUUUUCUGGACUCAGACCUUCUCACCUCAUGCACCGCCUGACAUAUGCUCUGAUCUGGAACCACAAAGUUGACAUCGGCAUCUGAUCAAGAGUUUGUUUGUAGCUGCCAUCGAAUAUCCACUCAGUGGAAAGUCCUCAUAUCGAUCGUCAAUGCCGUCUGCUGUGUGCACCAGUGUGCCCAAUCUCAGGAUAUACAGUCACAUUCAACCAAGGAGCUUAUCACGAAUCAUCACAGAGUAUUUCAAUGAUGCUUUAUAUUAAGGUUAUCGAUCUGCAAAGUCCCAUCUAUUUUCUGUACGGUCACUACACAAAGAGCUGUGAGUGAACACUUUUAUAAAGAGCA
Molecule: messenger RNA, 1023 nt
Organism: Marchantia polymorpha subsp. ruderalis
Lineage: Eukaryota; Viridiplantae; Streptophyta; Marchantiopsida; Marchantiales; Marchantiaceae
Source: the annotation of a GenBank genome assembly